AAACAUUGAUCCCACUCCUCUUCCUCCAUUUUCUUCUCUUCUCUUCUCUUCUCUUGCGCUUUUGCAAUCGAGCAUCAGCGACCAUGUCUUCUUCACUCCUCAGAUCCAGCAGGGCCAAGCUCUUCUCUUCCUUCAACUCUUCUCUUUCUAGAACCUUCUAUCCCACCGCCUCUCCUCCUCCUCAGAUCGGACCCCUCCCUCCACUCUUCCACCGCACCAACUCUCACUCCCCCGCGAAUGAAAAACCUUCCAACGGAAACUUGAUUGGUCCCUCAAAACCCAGUGCUCGCGAUUUCGGAAAUCUCGAUAGGGUUCCUGCUAUCGGAAACCGAGUUAACAAUCUUGGAAAUGGUUCUACUACGAAGGUCAAUCUUUUGGACACCAUUGCACUGGCUAGAGCUGGAUAUGGUAUUGGUGCUGUCAAGGGUCCAAUGCAAUUGAUGACCGGACCCGGAGUUGCAGAUGGUCGAUUGGUUAAUCAUUUCCGUGUUAAGAGUACUGUUGCGAGUUCCAACAAUGAGACAAAGGCUUAUGGUCUUCGACCGUUAUCUCCUCAUCUUCCUGUUUAUGAGCCACAGCUAUCUUCCACACUUUCAAUAUUCAACAGAAUCACUGGAGUCAUCUUAUCUGCUGUCAUCUUGUUGUUUUACAUGAUAUAUAUGAAAAUGGGCUUGAUCAGUCUCACCUUUGGUUCUUUCUAUGAUUUCCUGUUUUACUCAUCAAAACUCAACCUGCUUGUUCUUGAGAUUUCUGGCUUAGCCCUUACCUAUCACACAUAUAUGGGCAUUCGUCAUUUGCUCCACCGACUAUGAUCUUAGUCACAACUGAUACCUGAACAUCACGCUUUGUACCUGAGGUGAAGCUUGCUUGAUCAGAGAGGCAUACUUCUCAGUCCUAAGGAACUUCAAUCAGCAUCGAAUCUCUUUUUGAUGUUGUGAAUGUGCAUUUCUGUAGUUGUGUUAAUUUCAGCUUAAUAAUUUUACAAUUUAGCACUAACUUGGUGUUUAGUGCUUAGCAUAACUGCAUCUGUUUGGAAUCUGAAAUCUCAGCGAUGUUAUUAUCAAAUUGCGUGUAAUUAACUUUUGCAGCUAAUAAGUGGAUGAGUUUUGGUGUGA
This is a messenger RNA of Arachis duranensis, 1115 nucleotides long. RefSeq lists its product as uncharacterized. Gene Ontology annotation, biological process: mitochondrial electron transport, succinate to ubiquinone; tricarboxylic acid cycle. Gene Ontology annotation, molecular function: succinate dehydrogenase activity; electron transfer activity. The transcript is spliced from 5 exons. NCBI's taxonomy places the organism in Eukaryota, Viridiplantae, Streptophyta, Magnoliopsida, Fabales, Fabaceae. The record is from RefSeq and is a predicted model, not a curated record. Bases 84 to 812 code for a protein of 242 amino acids. Gene Ontology annotation, cellular component: membrane.